AUGAAAACGGAACAAUGUAAGCACUCUGACCAAGGUUCUGCACACAGUCAGGAGGAUCAUAGAGGACACCUAUUCUGCCGAUUCGGAACGAAAUAUAUCUGUAAGGCAUCGCAUCUGCGUCGUUUGCGGGAUAAAUUAGGAUUUCGGAGAACGACGACGAAGUAUUGCCACAUGAUUCGGGACGCCAACAAAGAGAAGAGAUUCGCCUUCUGCACGAGAAUGAUCGAGAAUAACGAAGACUUUAGUCAGUGUAUUUUCACAGAUGAGUCAACGAUCCAGAUCGACUGCUCUGUCAAACACUGUUAUGUGAAAGAAGGUGACUACUUCUCUCGACUUCGUUUGAGGGCCAAGCACCCAGCGAAGCUUCACCUCUGGGGUGGAAUAUCUAUGAGAGGUGCGACGGAACUUGCAAUAUUUCCCCGGUGA
This is a messenger RNA of Cooperia oncophora, 426 nucleotides long. The record is from the annotation of a GenBank genome assembly. Lineage: Eukaryota; Metazoa; Nematoda; Chromadorea; Rhabditida; Trichostrongylidae.